CUUCAGAUAUUUAAAUAGAGAAAAAAGAUUAUUUGUGGAGGUCAAAUUUUUAUCACUGCGUCCAUUAGGCCUACAAGGUACAACAUUUUAAACGUUUGAAUUUUGAGUAAUCCAUAAAUAUUCAGUAUAGAUUAGCUGAAAUGUUGCUAUUAUUUAGUUAUUACGUUACUGUUUGCACAUUUGAAUUCAGUUACUGACUACAUUUCACAGUAAUAUGACUCCACUCUAACCAUACAGCAUGAAAACGGGCUGUUGUUUUCCUUACUUCUCGUUCUUAACCCAAAAUUAAAAACCUGCGGCCCCGGACUCAACUGUCCCUUUCGGGUUGCCGUUGUGACGUCACAACCAAACAAGAAGCAGUCUGCUGCUGGUUACUACCGGAUGGUUCAAAACAAGUGGAUUUUUCUCUUCAUAGUUAACUUUUAUCAAAAUGUCUCAGGAUCCGUGGUCACAGAAUUAUGAUGCCACUUGUCGCUUGGCACAGGAAAUAGCAGAAAACAUUCAUGAACGGAACAGACAGCAGAGAACAGGGGGGAACCCUGCAAAGAUCAACAUGACACUACGAGCAUCACUGCAGAAGCUAAAACAGAAUAUUGCCCAGCUUAAAGAGAGUUUGUUGCGAGCAUCAUCAAGUCGGCGCUUAAUGCAGUCAGAAGCUGAUCGGAGGCAGAAUCUUAUUGAUGACCUGCUGACCAGAGAGAAGCAGCUCAAUGCCACCUUCAAGGGAGACAUCACGGAGACUGAACCUUCCAGGUCGACAUUGAUGGGUGCAGGGUCAGGGACAAGUGGAGGUGUUGCGGCCAACCCCUGGCUGAUCAAUGAAUCAGAGGAGACCAGAGGGCUGAACUUUGGAGAGAUCAAACAGCAGCAACAAAGAAUCAUCGAAGCCCAGGACGAAGGCUUGGACGCACUAGCAGCAGUCAUUAGCAGACAGAAGAUAAUGGGCCAGGAGAUCGGCAAUGAGCUGGAUGAACAGAACGAAAUCAUUGACGACCUCGCACAUCUUGUGGAUAAGACAGACGACAGGAUUCGUAACGAAACACGGAGGGUGAAGCUGGUGGAGACAAAGUCAGCCUCCUGUGGGAUGCUGGUGGUGAUCGUACUGCUUUUAAUAGCCAUCAUAGUGAUCGCCGUGUGGCCCGUGUAGCCGACAAGGACAACGGUGAUCGUGAACCUGUGCUGGACGACUACUACAGUGACAGUUUGGUGCAGUUUGAAAUCUUUGCAUCUACAGUGCACACAUGUACAGCCAUUUAAACACAGUCUCUCUUCAGAUUUUAUUUUCCUAUUCGAUGUCCUUACAUUGAGACAAAGGUCACUGGUUGCUGUCCAUGUGAAAUGAAGACUUAAAGGAGUAGUGUGUAGGAUUUAAUGGCAUCUAGCUGUUGGGUUACAGAUUACAACCAACUGAAUACACUUCCACUCACCUCUCCUUUUCAAAAGCGGGGUUGAGAACCUAUGGUGGCCUUCAAGUAAUGUAAAAAAAACAUGAAAAGGCCCUCUUUAGAGCCGGUGUUUGGUUUGUCUGUUCUGGGCUACUGAAGGAACAGAUUCCAUGGAAAAGGACCCAUAUGGAGGCCUCAGUCUAAGCUAACAAAACACAACCAUUCUAGGUUUCAGGUGAUCAUACACUCAUGAAAACAUAGUUAUGAAUAUUAUAUUCCAUCUCGCCAAUAGAGCCCCCUAAAUCCUACACACUGCUCCUUUUCUUCAGUCCUUCAGCUGCAUUUUUCUAAAUAGUAAAUCAUUGGUUGGAUGAAAGGCAAUAGUAACCCUGCAGAAGAUGAUCUUUAUACAUUAUACUGCUAUAGGUGUAAAUUGUUCUCUUUAACAGUUGUUCAAGUGUCUGGAUCAUUAUACUAUGAAACAGUUAAAUUAUUUGGAGCUAGUUUAAAUAUUUUUAGCCUGGACUGUGGCGAAUGUUGACCCAACAGUAGGACCUCCGGCAGGUAGCAGGAGGUUUUCCUUUCAUAAGUCUGUCUGUGGUCUAAGGGUCUGAGCUGGGGCUCGCGCUACAUUAAUUCCGCAAGCUUUGCAAUAUUCACACUCACUUAUAUUUACCCAUGCAUUUGUCUUGGGAUUUUUAUAGAAUAGGUUUCGGCCAAAACAAACAGCUCGUCUGUGUAACUAACAUGGCUAUUUUCCUUCCUUGUAAAUCAAUUCAGCUUGUAAUUUCCAAUAAAUGAUUUUUUUCAGUUAAUAGUCCCUGGACUCCUGUCUGUCUGCAUUAAUGCUCAGGGAUUCGUCUGCAGUAUUGUGCUGUUGUUGAACAUGAUAUUUAGCUGGACAAAAAAGCACCACUUCCAUAUUUCUGUUGUAAAAUCUGCAUUGUAUUAUUUUGUCUCCUGUACUUGCAAUUUUUUGAACAACCAGUAAGGGGAGAAAAAGUUUUGCCCAAAUAUUGUAUGAAUGUUAUCCAUGUCAGUGUAUUAUCUACAGUAGAUGGCAGAUGGCAUGCCCCCAGUUUGGUACAGCAGGA
Messenger RNA from Centropristis striata (black sea bass), 2479 nucleotides. It is a transcript of the gene stx8, whose product is annotated as syntaxin 8. The record is from RefSeq and is a predicted model, not a curated record. Gene Ontology annotation, biological process: vesicle fusion; intracellular protein transport. Gene Ontology annotation, cellular component: endomembrane system; SNARE complex. Lineage: Eukaryota; Metazoa; Chordata; Actinopteri; Perciformes; Serranidae. The coding region runs from base 431 to 1147 and encodes 238 amino acids. The transcript is spliced from 8 exons. Gene Ontology annotation, molecular function: SNAP receptor activity; SNARE binding.